AGCUGAUCUUCAGAUGAUGUUGAGAUUGUCUGAUUUAUAAAAAGCAAUCAAGAAUGGAAGAGGAAACAGAACAUUUAGCUGCAAUUUUAUCUAUUGUAGAUGAACAGUCAUACAAAUUAACAGAAUUUUUAAACUCUGAAGAUUUGAAACCAGAUCUAUCCACAAUAUUUUCAUCUUCUCAAGACAUAAAAACAGAAUUUACAACAUUUUCAUCUAUUGUUGAUGCAAAACCCAACAUGACAUUCACAGCUUCUCAAGAUGAUAAACCCUAUACUACAACAGAAUUUUCAUCUUCUAAAGACACAGAAACAGAAUUUUCAAAUUUUUCAUCUUUUGAUGAAUUUACACACAACAAAACAAUUAUAAGCUUGCAAGAUGUUAAACCUGAUGUUACAACUGAGUUUUUAAUUUGUAAAGAUAAAAAGCCUGCUGUAUCAACAUUAUCAGCAGCUGAAGAUAAUAAAUCAGAAGUCACAACUUUAUCAAGUAGUAAAGAUUCAAAACCAGAAUUAUUGACAGGAUUUUUAUUUUUUGAGGAUAAACAACAAAAAGGGCUUGAACUUCAAGUUAAAGAAAAUCUCCAGUUUUCUAGAGACAAAAGAUAUCAGAUUGUUUCUAGUGUCAAACACAAAAGGUUUUCUCAAAGUUCUAACUUAAUAAAAGAUAAAACAGCUCAAGAAGGAAAUGAGCAAGUUGAAUAUGAUGGUGACCAUGAGAAUCUUUCUCAAAGUUGUAAUUUCAGUAAAAAUAAAAAAGUGUACUCAAGAGAUAAUCCAUAUAUAUGUGAUGUUUGUAAUAAAAGGUUCUCUUAUCGAUGUAGAUUAUAUACACAUAUAAAAGAGCACUCAGGAGAUAAGUCAUAUGAAUGUGAUGUUUGUCAUAAAAGGUUUACACAUAGUUCUAGUUUACAUACACACAAAAAUAUUCAUUCAGGAGAAAAGCCACAUGAAUGUGAUGUUUGUCAUAACAGGUUUUCUCAUAGUUCUCAUUUAAAAAGACAUAAAAAGCUUCAUUCAGGUGAAAAGGCAUAUGAAUGUGAUGUAUGUCAUAAAAGGUUUACACACAGUUCUAAUUUACAUACACACAAAAAUAUUCAUUCAGGAGAAAAGCCAUAUGAAUGUGAUGUUUGUCAUAACAGGUUUUCUCAAAGUUCCACUUUAAGAAGACAUGAAAAAAUUCAUUCUGGAGAAAAGGCAUAUGAAUGUGAUUUUUAG
Molecule: messenger RNA, 1214 nt
Organism: Physella acuta
Lineage: Eukaryota; Metazoa; Mollusca; Gastropoda; Physidae
Product: zinc finger protein 892
Biological process (GO): regulation of transcription by RNA polymerase II
Cellular component (GO): nucleus
Molecular function (GO): DNA-binding transcription factor activity, RNA polymerase II-specific
Source: RefSeq, a predicted model, not a curated record